AUGCCUAACACCAUCUGCACCCACGGCUACCCAUCCCGUCGACGGUCACUGGUAGGCGACGCCAAGUUCGAGACCGUCAAGAAUCGUGAGGCGAAACUCAAUUGGCUUCAGGAGAGCCGAGACAUCUCAGAGGACAAUGAGUUGUCGGAGGAAGAGGUCAUUGUGGUGAACGAGUUCGCUGAAGACAACUCAUUGAUCCCGAAGACAUCCAACAUAUUGGUCGGUCUCAAAGAGGGAGGUUUCGGGAGUUUACCGAAAAUCAUACGAAUAAUAGAGGGAUGCAAAGGCAAUAUCGAGCACUUGGAGAGUCGCAAGAGUGUGGAUACAAAGACUCCGUCAGUGGAUCUGUUCGUGAGUCUGAAGAUCUCGAGCAAUGGUCUCUUGAAUCUCAUGAAAUCGAUGCGUCAAAACAGUUUGGCUGACGUGACUCUACUCAGGGAGAAACACAUCAGCGUUAAG
This is a messenger RNA of Oppiella nova, 459 nucleotides long. NCBI's taxonomy places the organism in Eukaryota, Metazoa, Arthropoda, Arachnida, Sarcoptiformes, Oppiidae. The record is from the annotation of a GenBank genome assembly.